Messenger RNA from Osmia lignaria (orchard mason bee), 1131 nucleotides. RefSeq lists its product as uncharacterized. The record is from RefSeq and is a predicted model, not a curated record. Gene Ontology annotation, cellular component: plasma membrane. Lineage: Eukaryota; Metazoa; Arthropoda; Insecta; Hymenoptera; Megachilidae. Gene Ontology annotation, biological process: septate junction assembly.
ACGUAGCCUCUCAGUGUGUCACGCUUGGCGUUCCAGUUUAACUUGUUCCACGGCACGGUGUGGAACUCUAUGCUGAUUUUCUGACAAUCAGUACGAUUUGACUAUUUGUUUCAUUAAUUGAAAUUAAUCUUGAUUGAUUGGAUCGUUUGAAAUUUCUUAGGGCAACUUUUAGUGAAAUUGCAGUGGUUGUGGAGGGAAGAAGAAAAGUGUAGAUUGGUGAAUUUGUGAAGGAAACACUUAGAGGGUGGUUUGUGAAGUUUUAAAACAGGAGUGUGUACUUUGUUAUUGAAUCACGUUUACAAUGGUUGUGUAAUGAUGUAGUAUGACUCGAGGAUUCUUUCAGGUCGAUGUGCUUGAUGAGUGGAGAUUAACAUCAGGGAGUGGAAAGAAUUGAUCGCGGACGUAAGGUAUAGGUAAAGUCUUUCAAGCUGGGUGACAGAAGAGGAAAGCAUCGCAGGGUCAGAAUGGCAGACGAAAAUCAGCAGGAGCAGCGUGUAUCAGAGGAGCGCAGGAUAAUCAGGCUAAUACCUUUUAUAAUGAAAAUUAUUGAAGUGGUACUGGCUGUGCUCGCGAUAGGAUUGAUAGUGGACCCACUGAACUCGUUCCAAAAAAUCCUAAUUAAGUCUCAAUUCAAAUUAGACGAUGCUGCGAUAAUUUAUAUUACAAUUGCUGGUUUCCUUAUAAUUAAUACACUUUUCAUUAUCUGCCAUUUGCUUGGUGAUAGGAUACCAAAGAGAACGCUGAUAUUAUUCUCCUCGGUGGGUGCGCUUCUACAUAUCGUCGCUGGAGGAGUAAUUGUCUAUGAUUGGAAGAAAACUAUGCGCCCUUAUUACAGCAACAACGAGCUCUAUCCGAGCAAACAGUACAUGGACAUGUUUAUAUCCGGGGCUGUAUUCACAUUCCUGAACGCUUUGGUUUUCAUCAUUGAAGUCGUCUUCAUCAUCAGAAACUCAACGAAGACCGUGGGAUAAAGAACAAUUAUUGAUUCUCCAAAGUUAGAAGAUAUUAAGUAAUUUGCGAAAACAUUUAUGUUAACCCAUUGGGUGUUUAAUUUACGGAGAUAUGAAAGAAAUUUGUCAUAUUAUGUAUAAUAAGUACUAGUAAUAUACAGUAGACUCUCGUUAUGAACAA